Molecule: messenger RNA, 3345 nt
Organism: Plasmodium malariae
Lineage: Eukaryota; Apicomplexa; Aconoidasida; Haemosporida; Plasmodiidae
Product: conserved Plasmodium protein, unknown function
Exons: 2
Coding region: 1-3345 (1114 amino acids)
Source: RefSeq, a predicted model, not a curated record
AUGCUGAACAGGAAUGGUAAGCCCGACAGUAGGUUAGAAAGGAAGUAUAUAAAUCGAUAUGAUCUUACGGCAUGUGGGGGAAGUAUUUCCCACUCACCCCAUACUAUCCCGGAACGUAGCAGCACGCCAAUAUUAUCAUGUGAACUAUUUCGAAACAAGGACAACCAGAAAAGCUGUUCAUACCUCCUUAAAAGUGCAGUACUAAAUCUGAACCACAUAAUUUAUCUGUUAGGAAGGAACAAUAAUAUUUAUGUCGAACUAGCACAAUACAUUUCAUACGAGCUGCAAUAUUUAGAGCAAUGUUCAAAAUGUAACAUGGAUAGAAGUAACAAACUUAAUGAGGGUAGCAAAUAUAACAUGAUGAAUGCGCACAACAACAGUUCAUGCAUUUCUGUAUCUCUGACGGACCUCAUAUAUGUAUUUAACUUUUAUAUUUAUAUGAAAUAUUAUUGUUUCCAUUUUUUUAUCAUAAUUUUAAGAUUAAUCGAAAAGGCUAGUGAUAUAUCAAACAUUAACCAUAAGAUGAUCAUUCGUUUUUUAGAGUCGUGUAUAAAAUUGAAAAACGAAAUAAAUAAGAGUAUGAAUAAUACAUGUAAAAGAAAAUAUUUCAACAAGAGAUACCAAAGGUGGUUUUAUUAUCGUUUUCCUUCUAGCUAUUGUUUUCUUUUCAUUCGAAAUAGUAUUUUUAAAAAAAAAUGGACCCUUUCAAUUCAUUCCCUCUCACCUAUUAUGAGGGGGGAUAAUUAUUCCAGGAAAUCAUUCAAUUCAGCAUUAUCUUCGUCUCCCAGGUCCACUAUAUCUAGCGCUAUCACUACUUCUUCCACUGCAACCCUGUGUACACAUAACAUUCUUCCUCAUUUGAGAAGUGAAAUAAAAAAAAAAAGGUGCAUGCACUUUGUACUACAAAAAAGGAAGUGCUACAUAAAUACCACUUAUGCAAAGUACAGGAAAAGAAAACAUAAUGAAAUGAUGAACACUUGUAAUGAACUCCUGCACAGAUGUACAACACUUUUUUUCAAUAGACAUAUCGAUGUGAAUCUCAUUAUGAGCUAUGUAAAAAUGGCUACAAAAUGGUGCAAAUGUGUGAGAAGCGCUUCCAGAACAAGUGGCUGUACUAGCAGUGGUGCGGACGCACAAGAACGCUGGGAUAGGUUAACCUCAGCAGUGGAGCAAUGCCUUAAGAAGAACUGCGCAUACUUCCACACAGACGAAGUAGUAGGCAUGAUAAACUUUUUGAUGGAAGAAAAAUACAAUAGUAAAGAACUAAAAGAUCCUAUUAAACAUAUAUGCAGGAAGUUUUGUGUUGACUGUAGAAGGAACAAGAGUAGUGAGUAUUACAGUGUAAAAGAGAUUAGAGAUAUCGUUUCACUCCUUGCAAAGAGAAAACAUUUUGAUGAAAAUUUUUUAACAUGCGCAUCGAGGUACAUUAUAGAUAACAUGGAUACUAUAAAUUCAAACAAUUUAACCCAGAUUGUUAUUAACAUGUACAGAAUUUUAAAAUAUAAUAAGAACGAACUGUUGUAUGAAAUAUUGAAUAGGUACAACCCCCCAGAUACGCGUAAGAGUAGGAAAUAUACUAUUGUAAAUUCCUUCUUUUUAGAAAAAACUAAAAUGAAAUACAGAAAAAAGGGGAUACGUCAAUUAGAUAGAAGCAAUAAGAAAAUGUGUAUUAGAUGGGGGAAUAGCUUGAACAGUUUUAGCUACUCAAUGAAUUGUGAUAACAAAGAAAAAGAUGUAGAGGAUAACAAGAAAAAUGCUAUAAAUUUUAGAAAAAUUAGAAAUUUCGAUAAAGUAAAAAUAAAAAAAUUGCUUCAGUUCAUCAAGGUACUAAUAGACAACAAUAUAUAUAUUGACAGCAGGUGGUCAGAAUAUUUCUUCUCACUAAUUAAGAAUAAAUAUGUUUUUAUAAAAACAAAAAAUUAUCAUCUACUCUGUUUUGCAUUACUUCAUAUAGAAUUAAAAAAAAAUAUAACAAAAUUUUUUCACCCAUAUAGUAAAUAUAAUAUCUACAGUACAUAUUCAUUUGUACAAAUUGUAUCUACAAAUAAUUUAUCAUCUUUAAUUCAAAUUACUCUACUAUUUAGCUUUUACAUGCACAAGCAAGGUACUACUUUAUUCUUUGCCUUACUUUUUAACAUUCUUCGUAAAUUUUGUAAAAGAAGUAAAGGAAUACUUACAGGUAUGCAUGACUGGAGGGGCUCUAACUGUGCAAAUGGGGAAAUUGUUUUCCCUCAUUCAUCAACAUCGUACAUCCAGGAUGACCACAUCAUUGAAACUUAUUCCCAAAGUGCAUAUUCACAUGAUAUGAAAAUAUACGAGAAAAACAAAAACAACAAAUAUCAGAAAAAAAAAGAAAAAAAAAAAAAAUUCGAGUUUAUGAACAAAAUUGAUAAAGUUAAAAUACCCUCGUGUGAUCUACUCGAAUGGAAUGUCCCACAUAACAGGGUUGCACAUGAAAACGUUUUGCAAAUUCAAAAGCAAAUACAGUAUGAAUUGCAUCAAUUGCAUGAACUGCAAAAGGAUGAGCCCAUGCAAUGCCAUCAAGGGUGGGAUGGAAUCGUCCAAAGGGGGGGGGAAUUAUCCCUAAUAGGGGCAUCAAGUGAAAGCAGGAGCAGUGAUUCUAUUUUGAAUGAACAUAGACACUUUCGAAAAAAUGGUUCUUCCCUUGAGCCUUGUGGAUUUGCAGAGGAGAAGAACGUCAAAGGAGGCAGCUUCAAACGUACUGGAAAUGCUAGAAGUAGAGAAAUUGCUAACUGUGGGAACGAUAACACGUAUAGCCUUUCCCAUAUAGCAGAUAUCGCCUUUCCCGAUGGAAAUGUAAACAGAGGAGAUACAAAUGUGGAAACGGCUUUCUAUAAAAGUAAAAAAGAGAAAGUUUUCUCUACAGAGUGCAAUGGAAAGUACGAUAGCGAUUACUUUGAUCAACUAAACAACUCGAGAAAUGUACUUCUCAUUAUUAACAAUUUGUUUUUUCAUAUCAAAAUGGGCUACAAUGGUGGAAGUAGUAGUGGGGGAAGCGGUAUCAGUAGUAGUAGUACUGAUGUGAACAGUUGCUUAUUAAAAAGCGAAAACACACAAAGCUGCAGUGCAAAUUUUACUUUGGAACAGCUGACCAUUAGACAGUUGUUGCUCUUGUAUGAGGCAUACACGUUAUGCUGCUCGUAUAUUGAUCAUUCCUUGAAAACGAUCAAAAUUAUGAACAACGACAAGAAUGCUAUUUCGUCCAAAUUCCACAAGCAGGUGGCAUCCGUUGUAGCGCAGCUUAGUUCUAAAAGUGAAGUAAUAAACGAGCUCGUUCAUCAUCCCUUUCAAGUGGACAUUUGCAUAAGGAGGAAGUUUCCCUGA